CAUCCCAGUUGCGUGUACGUACUUACGAGCUCACAGUCACUAAAUUUUGGAUUAUCAAAAUCUGGCCACUGGUGAAAAAGAGCCGUUAAAAAAAAAGAGAAGAAAUUGUAAUAUUGAGUUUGCUUGAGGAAAAAUUCAACUAACGGUCCUAAACCUGCUCUCCGUCCACCAUUGUACAUCCCAAACGGUCGUCUCCAAUUCCUCCACGUACUCACCUUUCUUCUCACCUGACACCUGCUGGUUAAUUUAUAAUAAUUCAGGCCAAAAUAAUUCUUUAGAAAUAAAAUAAAAAAAUAAUUUGAAAAAAAAAAAAAAGAAGAAGAAGAAAAGAUUAGAAGGGAUAAUGCAAUACGUUUUUGUUCGUUUUUUCCCUUAUUUAUCGAAUCCAAAAUCUGUUACUUUCCCAUCAUUCUAUAAAUAAUAAUAUUAUUAUUAAAUAAGGAAAAAAAAGAGUGAUAGGAAUUUUCAGAUGGGGGAAAUAUUAAAUGGAUAUUGAUUUCGAUAUUUGCAACGAGCUCUGAGUUUUGAAUGGCAAAACAGUUGCUUUUUGGUGAUCGAUUGCGUUAAGAUUUAGUUCCAUUGAAAUUUUUUGAAAGAUGUCGUUCAAAAAAGGGGAAAGCACAACAGAUAAAGCAUUGUCACAUGAAGAGCAGCUGGCCAAGAUUUAUGAAGUGAGGAAGAUGAUGGGUCCUAUUGUGGAUAGGCUACCAGCCAUUUGUUCAGAAGCUUCAAUCUCAAGGUACCUAAGAGCGCGGAACUGGAAUACGAAGAAGGCGGGAAAGAUGCUGAAAGAAACCAUAAAAUGGAGGUUGGAGUUCAAGCCCGAGAAAAUCCGAUGGGAAAACAUUACUCAAGAAGCGAAGACAGGAAAAAUUUACAGAGCCAAUUACCAUGACAAGUGCGGAAGGACAGUUCUCAUCCUGAGGCCUGGUUUUCAGAACACGAAUGCGGUAAACGAGCAGAUGAUGUAUUUGGUAUACUGCCUGGAGAAUGCCAUACUGAAUACGAAUCCAGAUCAGGAACAAAUGGUGUGGCUAAUCGACUUUCAACGGUGGAACACGUCGAGCAUAUCGUUGAAGGCGACUAGGGAAACAGCUAAGAUCCUGCAAAAUCAUUACCCUGAGAGAUUGGGAAUUGGCAUCCUCUAUAAUCCACCAAAAAUAUUUGAGUCCUUUUGGACGUUGGUAAAACCAUUUCUUGAGCCGAAAACACACAAGAAGAUGAAGUUUGUGUACUCGGACAACCCGCAGAGCCAGAAGAUAAUGGAAGAUCUUUUCAACAUGGACAAGUUGGAAUCCACAUUUGGCGGGAGAAGUUCAGUUGGUUUCGACUAUGAAGCUUACGGACAAAGAAUGCGAGAAGAUGACAAGAAAAUGUCUAGUUUUAUCGAUUCAGGUUGUUCGCCAGCCUAUUCGCCAGCUUAUUCGCCAGCUUAUUCGCCAUCAAUCAUGUCUGAGUUGCAGCAAUUGGCUUCUGACCAUUGUUCUGAGGUCUCUGAUGAAGGCGGAUGCUCGUCGUGCGAUGAAGCAGCCUCGUCGAACUUGGAGGUCGUCGAUGAGAAGGUACAAGGACAACCGCACGACAGCAAAGAUGUUGCAAAUGACUGCACAAAAGUGGCUGCAUGAUGAGCAAUAGGUUUUAGGGUUUGGUUUUAUGAUAUUUCACCUUAUGUAAUGAAACAUUUAACACAGUUACUUUUACAGCUCCUUUUUUUUUUACCCUCUUUGGCUGAAAAGGUUUUCUUUUGUUUCCUGACAUGUUGUUUAAAGAUCAAUACUUCUACUGAGAUUGGAAUUUCGAGAAUGUGAUGCCUUGAAUCCCA
Pyrus x bretschneideri (Chinese white pear) is the source of this 1822-nucleotide messenger RNA. RefSeq names its product phosphatidylinositol transfer protein 3-like. Gene Ontology annotation, molecular function: phosphatidylinositol transfer activity. The transcript has 6 exons. The record is from RefSeq and is a predicted model, not a curated record. Lineage: Eukaryota; Viridiplantae; Streptophyta; Magnoliopsida; Rosales; Rosaceae. Bases 597 to 1625 code for a protein of 342 amino acids.